AUGCUGUCUGGCCUAGCUGCAUCUCUGGGCCUGCUGCCAUGCAACGUGGGCUCUGUGCCAACCUACAGCCGUGUCAACGUGGAGUCAGUCAUCGACGUGACGUUUGCUCGCUUUCCACCGAAUGCAAGCCCCCCAGUAGCGAAUUGGUCCGUCCUCACGGAGCUCAACUCAGCAAGCGACCACUUCUACGUGGAGUUUACCGUGGCCAACUCAUCCGCUAUCCCAACUUUGGCGCCGGUCGUCCGCAUCAAGAAACUCUCCCCUGAAGCCCUCGAGGAACACUGGAGACGAGCCAGGGAGGCCUCACUCCCACUACCACCAUCCGCGUCCGCGGCGGAUCACGUGGCACACCUACAACCGUUCCUGGUCGACUCCUGCGACGCCGCGAUGCCGCGCAGAACCUCAUUCCAGGAAAAAAUAGCGGUGCACUGGUGGUGCAAGGAAAUUGCAGACUUGCGGAAAACCUCCAUCGCCGCCCGCAGGCAGUACCAGCGCGCGGGACGCCGGGCAGAUACCUCAGACCGAGAAGCGGCCUUUAUAACGUACAACCAAGCCAGAAAACAGCUGAGACUCGCUAUCAGGAAAUCGCAGGAAGCAAGUUGGAAGGAGCUCUGCGACAGGGUAGAAAGUGACCCGUGGGGCGUACCUUACAGGCUGGUGAUGAAGAGGCUCGGAAGCCGUUUCCCAACCAUGGCCGCACUCACAAUCGCGCGCGGCCUAUUCCCAGCGUCACCGCCGAUCGAUUGGACGGAGAUCCCGAUCACAACAGGAGAAUCUACAGAGCUCGUUCCACUUGAGGAAGAGGCGCCGUCAUUCACAAGGGAUGAACUGAAGCUGGCGGCUGGGAGAUUUCCAUCGGGGAAGGCACCUGGACCCGACCUGGUCCCGAACGAGGUGAUCAAGAUGGCAGCAUUCAGGCAUCCGGGGAUCUUCCUCACCGCGUACAAUGCCUGCAUUCAGUCGGGACACUUCCCAGCUCGCACAAGGGUCAAUCUAAGCCCCUCGACCAACCGUCAAGCUACAGGCCCAUAA
Molecule: messenger RNA, 1032 nt
Organism: Macrosiphum euphorbiae (potato aphid)
Lineage: Eukaryota; Metazoa; Arthropoda; Insecta; Hemiptera; Aphididae
Source: the annotation of a GenBank genome assembly